UAACAUUAAUAUUUUAUUUGGUGGUCGACUCAUGCCAGCGCAAAACGCUUGGCUUUUUGAAAUUAAUUUAUUUUAAUUAAAUGAAGGCAAAAUGCAGAAGCUGCUGACGUUAGUGUUUUUGGCCCAUCAGGCUUCAGGUGUUAUAUACUCGUUAAAUUUGACGGAGUACUACAGGAUGCCGGAGCUGCACGAGAUGGAGGACUACGACCGCUGCCUGGCGGCGCCGCGCGGGCUGUACUGCGUGCUGGACGCCGACCUGCUCCCCGGCGACAACCCCGAACUCAUGCGGAUACUGCAGGAAUACUCUGCCAAUACGAAGAAACACUACAACCACACACAGAUACACAGAGCCGUGUGCGUCACAGAGACGUGCAAGGACUUCGCGCAGGGGAGAUCCCUCGAGGACCCCACAGACCUGAGGCUGGUUCUGGAGGAGUGCGUCAACGCUUCCAUUUGGAGGACACACAAAUUAAACGCCAAAGUGACCGAUGUCUCGACAUGCAAGAGGCACGGCGAGAGGCGGCGCUUCUCGCCCGCGGACUACGUGAUGGCCGGCGUGUACCUCGCGCUCCUCAUCCUCAACGUGCUGGGCACCUGGCACGACUUCAUCCAGGACGACACGCCAGGAAACCCUUACUUACUGGCGUUCUCGAUGCGGAGGAACUGGCGCACGCUGACGGCCGCCGGGUUCGACGGGCCCGACCGCCGGCUGCGGAGGCUCCGCGUCUUCAACGGUAUGCGAACCCUGACAAUAUUCGGCGUGUUCACGAGCCACACUGCGCUAGUGAUGGCCUUCUCCUUCUUAAAGAACCCUCUCUACUUCGAACUGGCGUACGACGAUCCGUUCAAGACGCUGCUGGUGAACGGCGACGUGGUGACGUACACGUUCUUCGUGCUGUCGGGCUUCCUGCUCGCCUUCAACCUCGAGCUGCUCGCCGAGAAGAUCAAGAUCACCAUCUGGGAGUGGCCCAAGGGUAUCCUGCUGCGUUGGCUCAGACUGACGCCGGUGAUGGCGCUGGUGCUGUUCACAGUGAUGACGGUGAACCGGCACCUGGCGGACGGGCCGCAGUGGGAGCUGGUGGUGACGAGCGAGGCGGACGCCUGCUGGCAGUACUGGUGGGCGCACCUGCUCUACAUCAACAACUACAUCUACGACAACUCCCACUGUCUCCCGCAAACUUGGUACCUGGCGGCCGACACGCAGCUGUUCGCGCUGGGGCUGCUGGUGUGCGUGGCGUGCCGGCGGCCGCGCGCGCAGGCGCUGGCGCUGGCGGCGCUGGCCGCGCUGGCGCUGCUCAUGCCGGCCGCGCACACCUACUUCCAGGACCUGGACGCCGUCGUCUACCAGUCUCCAGAACUGUACCGCAGCCUGUACAAGACGUACGACACGUUCCGCAUCAUGUACGUGCGCGCGCACACCAACAUGUUCACGCACGUGCUCGGCAUGGCGUGCGGCCUGCUCGCCGUGCACUGGUUCAACAAUGAGAAGGCCGUGUCCGAGAGAUUCCAGAAGUACCGGUGGGUGAUCUGGGCGACGCUGCCGAUCGCCCUGUUCAACGUGUACUCGGGCUCGUUCUUCUACGCGGACGGGUACGAGCCGGCGCCGGCGCUGCGCGUGCUCUACGCCACGCUGCGCAAGCCGCUCUUCCAGCUCUUCACCUUCAUGUUCAUCAUGGGCUCCAUCUUCAAGGCUGAAGGCGUGCUGCGCGGCAUCCUGGAGUGGCGCGGGUUCACGUGGACGGCGCGCGUGUCGUACUGCGCCUUCCUGCUGCACACGCUGGUGCAGCGCGCGCUGGUCGGCGCGCAGAGGCUGCCCACCUACAUGUCCGACUACUACAUGCUGAUGAUCCUGGGCGGCACGACGUUCAUCACGAUGCUGCUGGCGACGCUGCUGUGGCUGUGCGUGGAGGCGCCGCUGGGCUCGCUGGUCAAGAUGCUCGCGGCGCCGCCCAAGCUCGCCGCCGCCGAGCCGCCGCGGGAGGAGACCACCAAAGUCUAAUCGCGCUCGAAUGAGACGAUAUAAUAAAUAAUAAACAAAUUGGCCGAACGUCAAUGCAAUUAACCAUUAAAAACGUUAAUUGCCAUUAACCAUUGACAAUUGACGGAAAAUUAAUUCUUAAUUGCAAUUAACACAAAUUGCCAUUAACGUUAAUGCAUUUCGAAAUAUUAACAAUUGAAAAGGAUUAAUGGCUAAUUGCUACACAAACCAUUAAAAAUUAAAUUAAUUGCUAAUGUAAAUUGAAAGUGUCAUUGACAAUUAACAAAAAUAAAUU
Molecule: messenger RNA, 2273 nt
Organism: Leguminivora glycinivorella
Lineage: Eukaryota; Metazoa; Arthropoda; Insecta; Lepidoptera; Tortricidae
Product: nose resistant to fluoxetine protein 6-like
Exons: 14
Coding region: 92-1999 (635 amino acids)
Source: RefSeq, a predicted model, not a curated record